Molecule: messenger RNA, 492 nt
Organism: Cylicocyclus nassatus
Lineage: Eukaryota; Metazoa; Nematoda; Chromadorea; Rhabditida; Strongylidae
Source: the annotation of a GenBank genome assembly
AUGUUCAUAGCGGACCGCACCAAGGUCGACGGCAUUGUUAAUACUAAGCUGGGUUGCGGUAAGUUCGAAUUAGACCUGAGUCAGCCAAAUUGCGAUGACGGGAGGUGCAAAACUCGAGUAGCUCUGUACAGAUAUUUACUUGAAUGCUUCACUCGCCAUAUGGCACUUCUUCAGCAUGUCGUGAUCGCUUUGGCCUCGAUAUGCUUGACUUGGGCUAUCCACUGUUAUGAAGCGGACCAUGGGGAAAACAAAGUUGUUAAAACAUGUCCUGAGGGAAACCACUGCACGAACCUCACAGAAUACAACAAUUCGUCCACACUGCACUACUAUAGUUGCGCUGAAGAGCCAUGCACGGAUGGAUGCAAUGAAAUCAGCGAUAUGGCGACAUUUUGUUGUUGUAGUACAGAUCUUUGCAAUGGAGCCAUGGAAUUGACCUUCAAUAUGCCAGCUCUUCUUACGAUUUCAGUGAUUCUCUUGAAUUUGCUUUUCUAG